Sebastes umbrosus (honeycomb rockfish) is the source of this 1943-nucleotide messenger RNA. RefSeq names its product coagulation factor II (thrombin) receptor-like 1, tandem duplicate 2 (gene f2rl1.2). The record is from RefSeq and is a predicted model, not a curated record. The transcript is spliced from 2 exons. Gene Ontology annotation, molecular function: thrombin-activated receptor activity. Lineage: Eukaryota; Metazoa; Chordata; Actinopteri; Perciformes; Sebastidae. Bases 119 to 1276 code for a protein of 385 amino acids. Gene Ontology annotation, cellular component: membrane. Gene Ontology annotation, biological process: phospholipase C-activating G protein-coupled receptor signaling pathway; thrombin-activated receptor signaling pathway; blood coagulation.
CCAACAGGUAGUCUCGGGGUGUGUCCUCAUUUCCGUCAAGGUUGCAGGACAUUAAAGAAGCUGCUGGAGGGAGAGGCAGUUAAAGACGAGUACAACUGAGCGUGUAAAGUACACAGACAUGGAUUUAACUCGGUUAUUGACUCUGCUGCUGCUUUGCUGCUGCUUUUCUGCCUGUAAUGCUGAUGGUAGAGGACGAGGGUUCGUCGGACAUGAGGACCCUGAAGACUCUAAUCAAGUUAUUGUGAGCCCGGCAGUAGCUAACGCGCUGAAGAGUAAGCUCACCACAGUCUUCCUCCCGAUCGUCUACAUCAUCGUGUUCGCGGUGGGACUUCCUGCCAACGGCAUGGCCAUCUGGGUGUUCCUCUUCAGGACCAAGAAGAAGCACCCGUCGUCCAUCUACAUGGCCAACUUGGCUCUGGCCGACCUGCUUUUCGUCAUUUGGACGCCGCUAAAGAUCUCCUACCAUUUCAACGGCAACAACUGGAUCUACGGCGAGCCGCUGUGCAAAGUCCUCGUGAGCUUCUUCUAUGGCAACAUGUACUGCUCCAUCCUCUUCAUCGCCUGCCUCAGCUUGCAGAGGUACUGGGUAGUCGCCCACCCUCUGUCCCAGCAUAAGAGGAACAACAAAGUGGCCAUCGGUGUCUGCGUGGCCAUCUGGGCGUUCAUCUGGCUCACCAGCACGCCUCUGUACCUGUACGACCACACCGCCAAGCUCAAAGACCCCAACAUCACCACCUGCCAUGAUGUCAACGUUAUAGAGGACGCCCUCAAUCCGUUCCCGUCCGUGCAGCUCCCCUACUACUACUUCAUCUUCAUGGGUUUGGUGGUGUUCCUCAUCCCCUGUAUAGUGAUCAUCGUGGCCUAUGUUCUGCUACUCAAGGCUCUGGGGAACAGCAUGGAGGACAGCGCGGCCGGCAAGAACCGCCAGAAAGCCGUGGUGUUGAUCGUGAUCGUCCUGGUGACGUUCGUCGUGUGUUUCAUCCCCAGUAACAUCAUGCUGGUGGUGCACUACUCCCUACUGAAGGACGGAGUGGAGAACAACGGCUACGGCUUCUACAUCUCCACGUUGUGCUUGGCCAGCCUCAACAGCUGCCUGGACCCGUUCAUCUACUACUACGUGUCCGAGGACUUCAGGAACCACGUGAAGAACACUCUGCGGUGCAGGAGCGCAAGGACUGUGGAGAGGAUGAGGGUUUCAUUCAGCUCCAUGAAAUACUCCAGGAAGACAAAGUCAUUCAUGUCGGAUAGUGGGAACACGCAGAGCAGCAGCUGUUAGAAAUCAGAUCCAUAUAAAGGAGAGACACUGAUGGGAUAUCAUGCCUGUUGUUUGCAAAACACGGCAUCGCCACGCAGACCCUGUGGCGCUGAGACACAGUAGAUAGGUCUGUAAUAAUGGACAUAAAGGCCCAUCAGUCAUAACCACAUAACCUCAACACAUCACACAACCAAAGAUGAACUGUGAAGAUAAUUGUGCUGGGAUGCGAGCGGAGUACAUUUUAAGAUGUAUAUGAAUUCGUUAUGAGCUGUUGUUUAGUGUUCAAACGUGAAACAUGAACACACAUUUUCAUUUUUUUUAAUAUAUGUAUAUAUAAUUGGAGAAAAAGCCUGUUAAAGACUGAUAUUUAGCUGCACAAAAUGUGUUUUUUUCCAAAGAUUGUGACUAGUUAACUGCACUGAAGACCAUUUAAAGCAAAUGAACAUCUGUAAUGCAUAAACCAGAUGUGUUCAGAGGAAUAGAUCAAGUGAAACUUCAGUCAAAUCAUCAACUUUAAUAUGAAUUCCUGUUUUUAUAUCUUGCCUAUUCGGCACAUUCCUGCAGCCAACAUGUUUUUAUCCCGUCCUUUUAAACCACAUGUUUUAAAUUGUUGAUUUACUUUUAAGUUUGAUGAGAAACAAGGUGGAACUGUUACAUAGUUUCUUAAAUAAAUGAUAAAACAACAGGA